Molecule: messenger RNA, 405 nt
Organism: Daldinia childiae
Lineage: Eukaryota; Fungi; Ascomycota; Sordariomycetes; Xylariales; Hypoxylaceae
Exons: 2
Coding region: 1-405 (134 amino acids)
Source: RefSeq, a predicted model, not a curated record
AUGAAAUCUUCCGGGGAUUGCGAAAUAGACGGCAAUGCUGACAUCUAUGGAAUUGGAAUUAGACUCGGCCUCUAUGCACAAUCGGUGACGACGCUAUUUGUCACACUAUUUGUGCAGGAAGAAGAAGCUGUGAACAGAACCAUCAACUUACUCCUGCAACUAGCCAUCUUUGCCGGCACGCUUCUCUCUACACAUGAAGGUACUAUUCACGCCUUCGAAGUUAUCAUAGUCUUCUGGAUGCUUGUAGGCGCACUGUCGAGCUUGACUGUAAGCUGCGUAACCGAUAUCAAUUUCUUUACAGGUACUUGCCGGCUCCUAUUCUACGCCGCUCUGUCGGCGUACGGCUGCUGGUUCUUCUUUGUUGGCCAGGACACCAUGCAAGGAACUCCGUCCUUGUUAUCAUAA